Molecule: messenger RNA, 3288 nt
Organism: Diatraea saccharalis (sugarcane borer)
Lineage: Eukaryota; Metazoa; Arthropoda; Insecta; Lepidoptera; Crambidae
Source: the annotation of a GenBank genome assembly
AUGAUCACAGAAAAUAUUAAUUCUGGCGGAGUAGAUCGUAUUAAAAUCAAUGGCACAUUGAAAAAUUCCAAAAUCAAAAGAUUUGUCAAUGGCACUGAAGAACCUACAGGCUUUGUUAUCGAACAUAAACAAAUAGUGGUCCAAUAUAAACCUAAUGAUAAUAUGAGAAAGGUACCAAAAUGUUCGCAUGCACCGAAAGAGUCCAAAUCCCAUGAAAAACAAAUGAAACAUCCAUUUUACAAAAACACCCAAAAAUUGGAUGAGUUAUUGGACCAUCUUUUAGAUAGGAAUCUGCCAGAGCUUAUGGCUGACCCUUUUGGAGUCGACACUCUAUUCAACAAAGAUAAAGAGAAAUUUAAUGAAAGAGAACAUAAUGAAUUCUUAACAGAAAAGCAUUAUGACCCUCCUGAAGUACUCGUGUCUGAAAUAAAAAAAGACAAAGAAGAGACAAGCAAAGAUUUCUUGGAUACAUUUAAGACUAGUGGACAAUUAGAUACAAAGAUUUUCGAUUUUAAGACUACAACUAAAAAGAGGUUAAAAGCGACUACACAUAUACCUUCAUAUUUUAACGUUCUGUUAAGCGUGACUACUGGAAAACCAUUUCAAAAGAAAUCUGAAAAUAUCAAUAUGUUUAAUGCCUUACCAAGUUUGCCACAAUUAAGAAAACUGAUGCAAGUGAAUGAAGAUGAUGAGGAAGGUUUAGGCUAUGAAGAUUUGAAUGAAGUCCUUGCCGAUGAAUCUGAUACUCAUGAUGAAAGAGAAGAAGGCCAGGAAAGAAGAAAAAGGAUGGAGGAAAAUGCAAUGAACACACAAAAUCACCCAGUACACCAUUCGCCAAGCUUGAUUAACCCCAAUUGGAAAGGACCAAUGCCUCUCUACCCGGACGAGUUAAUAUCUAUGAUAAAACAGGCGGCUAUUCAAAAUCUAAAUUUAAAUAAUUUCAAUAAAAUUAAAAUUCCUGAAUCCAAAGAUGUAGCUGAAGUUGAGGACACGGUUAAUCUUAAUGAUAUGGAAUAUAUAGAGAAUUAUUCAGAUAAAAAGCACGAAAGGCUUGCAAAAAUGGCUCAAGCUUACAGCGAUUAUGGAGUUUUGGAUGGUAAAAAAGCAUCUGUUGGAAAAAAUCAAAUCACUAUGAAACCUAAGCAUAUAAAAAAGUCAGUUGCCAGAAAUAAGUCGUGGAAGCAUUCUCUUUUUGGUAGACCAAAAAAAGGUACAAGUUUUGAAGGUUUUCGUUUCGAAAUGAAACCGUCGACGCCCUCUGAUAAAAAUGAACCGUUAGAAUUUCUGAAGACCAUAGGAAAACACGUCAAAUUUGAACACGCAAAUACAUUAGGAACACAAUACGCUAAGUCAGAUUCGGAACCAGCAUCCGCUGACUUUACGAUUUAUUCUAUUCAUGGAAGAAACAGCUUUGAAUCGCAUACUAGAAAGAGUAAUAAAUAUAAUGAAGAUAAUGUUGUUAGUUUUUCGGGCCGCUUUAGCAAAAGGAAUUCAAGAAAUUUGCUUUUCGUGAAUGUAAUGGACGAUGAGAAAAAUGAAACGGACUUAGAUUUUCAUGAAGCACUAAAUAAAACAAAUGGUUCUUAUAAAUCUGAAAAAGAUUUCCUUAAAGCAGUACUUCAUAUUAAUAGUGAAAAUAUGAAAAACAAUAGCCAAAAUUACAGUACAGACUUGAGUGAUUUAUUCAUGACAGUCUCAAAUUGGUUUACUGCUUUAGCCGAAACCGCGUUUGAUUUAAAACCCAAUAAAGUGGAACCUAUUGAGAAUAAUUUCGACAUAAUGAAAUUUAACGCAACGGGACAAAACACUAACACAGGUGUAAAGGAAAAGAGAUACACUAAUGUAUUUCAUCCCAAUUAUGGUUAUAAUGUGAUAGCAAAUAUAAGUCACAGAUCAAGAUUGCUUAUGUCCAUAGAUGAUUUCAAUCAAAAUAAUGCUUUUUAUGCCACUACAGAACUCAAUAAUGUGGAAAGUUCAUCUUCUGCUAAGCAAAAUAAUUUGAAAUUUUCAACUGCCGUCGUAAGUACCAUCACAGGAUCAGCAAAGUCAACAACAUACAAUUUUACAACUCUCAAUGAUGUAACCGAAACGGCUUCUGUUACUAAUAAACCUAGUAUAUAUGACAAUAAAACCAUAGUCAAAAGGGAUGCAAAUGAAGUCAGUAAUUUGAUUUUUUGGAAUGAUAUGUACGAUGAUGAGUAUGGAGUAAAAUUGGAUCCAAUAGAAAAUGCUAUGAAAAGUAAACGGCUUAAAACCAGAGGUUUGAAUUUGGUCAAGAAAUCUGGUAAUUGGAUACAAGACAAAGUUAAAAGUAUUGCUAGUAAUAUACGCGGUGAUGUAAGAAGGACUACCGCCAAAGACGUAGCAUGUAGUAGAUCAUUGCGAUCACCGAUAUUUCAUGGAUCUGCUGAUAGUCAAAAAUUUAGUACACACAAACAUUUUCGAAAGAGAAAUACUUAUGAAGAUGAGGAUCGUUCGAGUGAUAACAGUUUUGAAAAUCUAACACUGAAGAUGAAGAAAGUCUGUAAAGAAGCAGCCAAAGCCGUACAAAAUACGCGGCACAUAAAUAGAUUACCACCAGAUCUCGAAGAAUUUUUAGAAUGGCUAACAUCAGCAAAUUCUGAAAAAUCUGACACUAGAUCUUCCAGAACAGGGGGAAGCCAUUACGAAGAUAUUGAACUACCAUCGUAUCCAACUCCAACAAGUGAGAGGGAAGAUGUUCACCCCGAUGCCAGGUCUGACUGCCUGGGAACUAUUCAUGCCGUUGAAGAUUUGAUGCAGCAAUAUGAUGAAAUGAGUGAUGAUGACAAGAGUAAAAUGACGGGCGUUCGGCAGUAUUUAGAAAACCAACUUCAGUUUCUGCAUAAACAACUUUCCAGCUACGAGGAUAACAAAACGCCUUAUCUGUAUCAAGAUCAAUCACCGUUCAGAUUCAAAAGGUAUGUUUCGCCGAUCCGUAAAAAUAAAAUUUCCAAGCAUGGCUUACAUAACAACCGAUACAAAAGAAAAUUUCUAAAGAAUUUUGGUAAAAAACAUACAAAAACUACAGCAAGUGUAUAUGAUGGCUUACCUACAGAAGAACAAUAUAGAUCUAGUGCCAAACCAGAAGGAGAUGAAGCCGUUGUAUCAAGAAGUGAUAUAAAUAAAAUUGGUAAUCCAAAGAAGAGGAAUUUGAAGGAUGUUUAUUACAAAGCUUUGAAUGAUGCUAGGAAAUUUACAACGUCUAAGAGUGUACAGUCGAAUACAUUGGAUGGAUUCGAUAAGGCCAACAUUGUUCGAAUAGAUUAA